Molecule: messenger RNA, 1631 nt
Organism: Salvia splendens (bonfire salvia)
Lineage: Eukaryota; Viridiplantae; Streptophyta; Magnoliopsida; Lamiales; Lamiaceae
Product: serine/threonine-protein kinase STY13
Exons: 6
Coding region: 336-1394 (352 amino acids)
Biological process (GO): signal transduction; protein phosphorylation
Cellular component (GO): cytoplasm
Molecular function (GO): ATP binding; protein kinase activity
Source: RefSeq, a predicted model, not a curated record
CAGACUUCCUCUUUCUCUCCCUCUCUCUGCAGAUCAAAUAGUGCCCAAACCUCAGCAGGAAAAAUACUACGCGGUGAGAAAAUAUCUGCAACACUUAUUCCUAAAAUUGUGUUCACUUUCUUAUUCAAAUAGGAAAAACGGCAGUUUCAAGAUUAAAGAAAGCAUCCACUCAUCUCAGUGUAUGUGUAUUGUUCGGAGAUGGUUCUGUGAGAACCGAAGCUGGCAAUCAAAAUUCAUUUUCAACACUUGCUUUGCUUGAAAUGUGUGGCAAAGGGAUAAAAAAUUGAUCUUGGAGGUGUUGCAGCCUUGAAAUUGGUGAUAGUUUAGAGAGAGAAAUGGGAUCUGGAAACGGGUUUUACUCGGUUGCAGAGUUUGAUUUGGACCCGAAAUGGUUGGUGGAUCCGAAGCUCCUCUUUGUAGGGCCUAAGAUUGGAGAAGGAGCUCAUGCCAAAGUCUAUGAGGGAAAAUACAAGAAUCAGAAUGUUGCUAUCAAAAUUGUUGAGAGAGGGGAUACAGCUGAAGAGAUUGCAAAGAAGGAGUCAAGAUUUGCAAGGGAAGUUGCAAUGCUUUCCAGAGUACAACAUAAGAAUUUAGUUAAGUUUAUUGGAGCUUGCAAGGAACCUGUGAUGGUUAUAGUGACUGAGCUUUUGCUUGGUGGGACGUUGCGAAAGCACUUGAUCAACCUGCGCCCUAGGUGCCUUGAUAUACGGGUAGCUAUUGGAUUUGCACUUGAUAUAGCUCGUGCAAUGGAGUGCUUGCACUCCCAUGGAAUCAUCCACCGUGACCUUAAACCUGAAAACUUGCUCUUGACAGAAGAUCGGAGAACAGUCAAACUUGCCGACUUUGGUCUCGCUAGGGAAGAGUCGUUGACUGAGAUGAUGACUGCCGAGACGGGAACCUAUCGCUGGAUGGCCCCGGAGCUGUAUAGUACCGUCACACUAAGGCAUGGAGAGAAAAAGCAUUAUAACCACAAAGUGGAUGCUUAUAGUUUCGCCAUCGUGCUAUGGGAGCUCAUACACAACAAGUUGCCCUUUGAAGGAAUGUCGAAUCUGCAGGCGGCCUAUGCCGCAGCUUUCAAAAAUGUACGGCCAAGCGCGGACGAGCUUCCAGAGGAAUUGGCUCGAAUAGUGACCUUGUGUUGGAAGGAAGACGCCAACGCUCGCCCCAAUUUCACUCAGAUUAUACAGAUGCUUUUGCAAUAUCUCACUGCCAUCUCUCCACCCGAGCCGGUCAUACCGCACCACGUCUUCAGAAGCACUUCAGCGACAAAUGCGGUCUUCCCGCCCGAGUCCCCCGGGACGAGCUCGCUGAUGGCGAAGAGGGGCGAUGUGGCAGGCACGCCGACGACAGCAAUGGAAGACGAGCCGAGAGGACUUUUCUCCUGCUGUAGAUAGUGGCGGCGUCUCGAUCGAUUUCCGAGCUCUAGCCGCGUCUGCAUAUUCGAUUUCAGAGGUUGUAGAUUAUGGAGGUUUAGGUGUUGUAGUGAAAAUUGUGCAGUCCAUCCAAUGGUCUUUGCAUUGAUUUGCAGUUUAGAUCAUACAUACUAUAUUAGUUGUGCUACAAUUUCUAACAAUGCAGCUCUAAAAUAUACAUAAAUUGUUGAGUUGAUAUAUUAAAAUGUUCAGUUUGAA